Messenger RNA from Crotalus tigris (Tiger rattlesnake), 2831 nucleotides. RefSeq names its product cyclic GMP-AMP synthase-like. Gene Ontology annotation, biological process: negative regulation of double-strand break repair via homologous recombination; paracrine signaling; cellular response to exogenous dsRNA. The transcript has 7 exons. Gene Ontology annotation, molecular function: 2',3'-cyclic GMP-AMP synthase activity; double-stranded DNA binding; chromatin binding. The record is from RefSeq and is a predicted model, not a curated record. Gene Ontology annotation, cellular component: nucleus; site of double-strand break; cytosol. The coding region runs from base 132 to 1646 and encodes 504 amino acids. Lineage: Eukaryota; Metazoa; Chordata; Lepidosauria; Squamata; Viperidae.
AGUUGGUGAGGCAGUUGGUAUAGGACGAGUCCUGUGCCUUAAACACGUUGGAUUUGGGAAAGACAAAUCACCUGUGCAAGAAUCCAAGAUCUGGACCAAUUUCCUUCUCUAGGAAUAAGAAGGACCAGAAGAUGGAGAAGAUGCUUCAGAAUGAGAACCGAGGGAGAAUCUGCAGCAAGGACCAAGAGAUGGAAGGAUAUGGCUGUUGUGCUCCAUUGCUUCCAGCUCAAAUGCCUAAUGAUGGCAAUUGGCAUAGUCCUAAGAUGUCUACAACCUCAAAGCCAGACCAUUUAGAGUAUCCUCACACACCAGUUCCUUGGCCCAAACAAAGACCAAGCAGAUUCAGUCACAAGCCUAUAGCAGGUGAAGGAAAGAAGCUUUCUCUCACCACCUCCACAAAACGAUCAGAAAGACUAGCAGCCUCAGCAGCUGCGGCUGUGGGAAGCGGAGGCCACCAAGUGCAACAGGCCGAAGACAUUGUGAAGGCGAAGAAGGCCAAGACUUUGCACCCAGGGCAUUCAGAUAAAGUCAAAGCGGUGGAUGUUGUUGAGAACUUCAUAGCCCACUUCCUCAUUUACCUGCAUGAAUGUCCAGACAGACCUGGCUUCAAGGAUACCAGAGAACUGAUCCCAGGAGAUAAUUAUGCAUACGAACAGUUCUUACGUCCAGGUGAGUUUGAGGUCCUCCUGACCAUCCCUCUUCCAGAUUGCACACAAUACAUGGAGGUAGAAGGUUACAGAGGCCUCUUCUACACCUUGUCCCUCUUGAAGAAGUCCCAUGACUUCCCAGCAACUUUUCUCCUGGAAGAUGGAAGAACCAUAUCCCCGAGGAACAUCACAGAGGAAUUCUGGAAGCAGGUCAAUGCGUUCAUUGACGUUGCUUAUUCAGUGCCUUUCCCAGGUUGGCAGGUGAAGCUGGAGAAGAAGAAGGCCAACAGUCCCAGGGUUAACCUGGUCGUGCUGGAUGACUGUGGUGCCAUGUUCAUGACCAUGAACCUCGUCCCUCUUCUGGAGUUUACUGGCCAGGGGCCAUUUGCAAAACAGGCCAGAGAAUUGACGGAGGAGAACCUUGUGGCACAUCUGAUGAAGAGGUUUUAUUUUGCUGCCGAACAGUGUCCGGGGAGACAUAAUAAAGAAACAUGGAGAAUUUCCUUCUCUCAUGUGGAAAAAGAGAUUUUGUACCACCACAGCACUCCUCCAGCAUGCUACAGACACCAUGGGUCAAAAUGCUGCAGGAAUGAUUGCCUGAAGAUGCUACAAGAUCUGGUGGAUUCCCUUAAGAUGGAACACCCGCUGAUGUUGGCUCCACUGAGUUCUCACCACCUUCAGAUGUCCUUUCUGCACACUCUCUGGAAGUGGAAGGCUGACACCGAUUGGAAACCCUCAGACGUCGCUUACUGCUUUGAGAGAGUCCUGGGCAAUUUCAUUCAGGAGGUGGCCUCUGCUCACCUCAGCCAUUUCUUUCUCCCUACUUGCAAUCUGUUUGCGGCAAAGCUCUUCCCGCCCACUAAACUGAAGUUCCUGUGCUGUCAUCUGAAAGAGAAAGAAGCCAUUGCCAAGACAUCCCAUCAGAAAAGUUACCCUGCUCUGGCUGUGCGUUCUGACACGACAUGGCCACACUGGGCUGCUCUCAGUUGUUCUCCCUAAUGUGGCAGUUUAACCCACAUUUCUUUUGCUCCACUGGGCGCCUUCUUUGUUAGUGACCGGGUCAUUUAAGCCAAUCCAGGUGAUUCACAGGUUUUGCAAUUGCAGCAGGUCCAAAGAAGGAUUCUUUAUGGACUUCUAGAGGGCAACUCUGAGCAUUUUGUAAAAUCCAUAAAUCUUUUCCAUUCAUUUCCAGUCACAUUGUCUGUUGAGAAUACUAACACUCAUCCCACAAAAGGCCAAAUAUUACAUCUCAAGUGAUGACGGCAGGCAACCUCUUCGGAUAUUUUGUAUUGCAGUUCCCAUCAUUCACGAUGGCUGCUCGUUCUGCAAGUGGCUGAUGAGAGCUGAUAUCCUAAAACUCAAAGGUGGGAAGGGCUGUGGCACAUCUUCCCAUUACAAUUUGAUUUACAAAAGUAGGCAACGACGAAACAUACUUUGAGCUUCAGGGGAAAACCUAUUCCAAAAUAAUGCACCAAUUCAUUAUUCUUAGCCAACUGGGAACUAAUUUUGUUCUCCCUUGAACUAGAACAGGGGUAGGCAACCUCGGCUCUUUUAUGACUCAUGGAUUUCGAUUCCCAAAAUUCCUGAGUCAGCAUAGCUGGGAGUUGACAUCCAUGAGUCAUAAAAGAGCAUUGGGUGCCUACCACUGAACUAGAAGUUGCUGCCAAGGAAUGUUGAUUGAUGCUUCGAUGUCUUUUUGAUGUACAUUUCAUUAUGUACCAAUCUUGUUCCCUCUGGUGCCCUCUUGAUGUUCCAGGACUACCACUCCCAGAAUUCUCUGCCAGCUUAUCAGGGGGUGCCAGUCUGGCGUUUGUAUUUCUUUUGAAUCUUGAGUUUUAAGCUGAGCUUUAGGGCAGAAGCACACUAAAUUCAAGUGGCUUUACCCCACCACCACCACCACCUCUACUAAUACCAACAGCAAAAUUGCAAAUGUGUGAAUGGCUGGCUGGAGAAUUCUGGAGUUGAGGUUACCGAGUUUGGGGAUCCAUGGUUUAGAUCAUUGCUUCUUUUGUUCGUUUGUUUGUUUUCCUCGUUUGGUGGAAUAGCCAAGUUAACGAGGGGCACACAGUUUGUUUUUCAUGUUCUUGUUGUGGUUUUCGAUACGAAUUGCUGCAAUAGUUUUUGUGUUCUGAAGAAAUCUGUUCAAUUCUUUCUUCCCCUGUCUGAAAAUACACUUUUUUCUCC